This is a messenger RNA of Trichophyton benhamiae CBS 112371, 1398 nucleotides long. RefSeq lists its product as uncharacterized. The record is from RefSeq and is a predicted model, not a curated record. Gene Ontology annotation, biological process: ceramide biosynthetic process. The transcript is spliced from 2 exons. Gene Ontology annotation, molecular function: sphingosine N-acyltransferase activity. Gene Ontology annotation, cellular component: membrane. The coding region runs from base 1 to 1398 and encodes 465 amino acids. NCBI's taxonomy places the organism in Eukaryota, Fungi, Ascomycota, Eurotiomycetes, Onygenales, Arthrodermataceae.
AUGAAGGACGACUCGAAGACGCCUCUCAUGGCUGGCGGUCAUGCAGAGCUCACCCAGCAGAAGGUAGCUAACGGCUCGGGUCCCGUUUGCAAGCCGCACUCGAAGCGAAAGAGAGCCAGGUCGUGGCUUCGACGGGUCAAAGACGUCUGCUUAAAACAUACCUGGGUCCUGCCUCUCGCUCUCCUCGCCAUUCUCCUCGCCGCAUACGCCGUCAACCCGACAGAAUCCAACCCGAUACACUAUGGCAUAUUCCUCUCCUAUCCGUUGCCUCCGGAGACACCGGGCGGCCCAGUACUGUACGGCAAGGGGAAGCUCGAUAUCGCCUUUGUGGCAUUCUACACCAUUGCGCUCUCGUUUACUCGUGAGUUCUUGAUGCAAUGCGUUAUUCGGCCGUGGGCUCUAUAUGCCGGGAUCAAGGGCCGUUCGAAGAUCACCCGGUUUAUGGAACAGGUGUAUACGGCCAUGUACUUCAGUGUCUUCGGGCCGUAUGGGUUGUAUGUCAUGAAGCAGACGAAUAUCUGGUACUUCAACACUACGGCCAUGUUUGAGAAUUUCCCGCAUAAAUCGCAUACAGCGGACUUCAAGGCAUAUUACCUCCUCGAAGCCGCAUAUUGGGCUCAGCAAGGAAUUGUGCUGUUGCUUAAACUAGAGAAGCCUAGGAGAGACUUCAAGGAGUUGGUUGGGCAUCAUAUCAUCACUCUCGCACUCAUUGCGCUGAGCUACCGGUUCCACUUCACUUAUAUCGGUCUCGCCGUCUACAUCACACAUGACAUCUCUGAUUUUUUCCUUGCUGUGAGUUUCCUACUCCACCGAUUCCCCCUUUUUUUAUAUGCUUUUUUUUUAUUUUAUUUUUAUUUUUUUUUUUUUUUUGGCUUUGAAUUUGCAACUAACGGCCUACAGACGUCGAAAACGCUCAAUUACCUGGACUCGCCGAUCAUAACCCCAUUCUUCGCCCUUUUCGUUGCCGUCUGGGUUUACAUGAGGCACUACCUUAACCUCCACAUUCUCUGGGCCGUCCUGACAGAGUUCCGAACCGUUGGGCCUUUCGAACUCAACUGGGAGACCGAACAGUACAAGUUCUGGGUUAGCCAGUACAUCACAUUUGGUCUCCUGGGUUCUCUUCAGGCUAUCAAUCUAUUCUGGCUCUACCUUAUCAUCCGCAUUGCCAAGACCUAUGUCUUUGGCAACGCACUGCAGGACGAGCGAAGUGACAACGAAGAAGAAGACGACGAGAUUGAAGAAUCAAGUACGACCGGCGAAGCGAAUGGAGUUCCCAUUCCAACCCUCCUCGUCAACGGCCAUGCUACGAAGGAGAACCUCGAUCCAAUUGAGAACGGAUCAUCUACAGGACUAUUGACUAACGGAAAUUCAAACGGUGCCGCCACGAAACGCAAAUGA